AUGUUUUACUCGUCCAAAGGAGUGGAGAACUUGGAUUCUGGUUGCGGAGUAUACGCACCGGACGCCGAGUCGUACACUCUGUUCGCUGAGCUGUUCAAUCCGGUGAUUGAGGACUAUCACGAAGGCUUCAAGUCUACUGACAAACACCCGCAGACCGACUUCGGCGAUCUCAACACUCUGGUUAACGUCGACCCCAACAACGAGUUUGUCAUCUCUACUCGUGUCCGAUGCGGUCGCAGUCUUCAGGGCUAUCCAUUCAACCCAUGCCUAACCCAAGCGGUCGGUUACGAGAUUCAACAAUACCAAGAGAUGGAGGACAAAGUGAAGGGUCAGUUGACUACUUUGAGCGGCGACUUGAAGGGCACUUACUUUCCGCUCACCGGAAUGGAUAAGAAGACUCAACAGCAGCUCAUCGACGAUCACUUCCUCUUCAAGGAAGGCGACAGAUUCCUUCAGGCUGCUAACGCGUGCCGAUACUGGCCGACUGGUCGGGGCAUCUAUCACAACGACGCCAAGACUUUCCUCGUUUGGAUCAACGAAGAGGAUCACUUGCGUAUCAUUAGUAUGCAAAAGGGCGGUGACUUGAAGGAGAUCUUCACCCGUUUGGUGACAGCCGUGAAGACCAUCGAAGCGAAGAUUCCGUUCUCGCGAGACAAUCGUUUGGGUUUCUUGACGUUCUGUCCGACCAAUUUGGGCACUACUAUCAGAGCCAGUGUUCACAUCAAUUUGCCUAAACUGGCCGCCGAUCGCAAGAAGCUGGAAGAGGUGGCCGGCAAAUACAACCUCCAGGUCAGAGGCACUCGCGGUGAGCACACCGAGAGCGAGGGCGGCGUCUAUGACAUCAGUAACAAACGCCGUAUGGGUUUGACUGAAUACCAGGCCGUGCGGGAGAUGCAGGACGGCAUCCUCGAGCUCAUCAAAAUCGAGAAAUCCCUCUAAACCUCUUCGGCUAACACUUCUUCUCCGACAAAAACCAAAUCAAUAUAUAUUAAGCGCUCUAUAAUUCUAUAUAUAAGUCAACGAUACUUUUGCUUUCAAUUAUUUUUAGUCACAAAUCACACGAAACAAAAAGGUUUACAAAAA
Messenger RNA from Medioppia subpectinata, 1083 nucleotides. Lineage: Eukaryota; Metazoa; Arthropoda; Arachnida; Sarcoptiformes; Oppiidae. The record is from the annotation of a GenBank genome assembly.